GAGGCCGCGCCUUCUUUUUGACGGAGCGAUUCCACCCUCGCAAGAAGCGAAGCGAACGGAUCAGACAAGUCGGCGACGAUGCUGGGAUUCCUGGGGUCCGUGUUGCCGCUCUUGGCCUUGGUCCCUCUUUCAGUAUUUGUGCUAGUGCCGUAUGUCAGGAAGUAUUUUGGAGGAAGGGUGUGCAAGUCUGCAGUGCAAUUGAAUGGGAAAGUUGUAGUGAUCACUGGAGCCAACACUGGUAUAGGGAAGGAAACAGCGCAAGACCUUGCAAGAAGAGGUGCCAGAGUCAUCCUUGCUUGCAGAGAUAUGGCAAAAGCAGAAAAGGCAGCCCAUGAAAUCCGGAUCCAGACGGGAAACCAAGAGGUUACAGCAAAAAAACUAGACUUGGCAGACACCAAAUCUAUCAGAGAAUUUGCCAGUAAUUUCUUGAAAGAGGAGAAAGAACUCAACAUACUCAUCAACAAUGCAGGGGUUAUGAUGUGCCCCUAUUCAAAGACAGCUGAUGGUUUUGAGACGCAUUUUGGAGUCAACCAUCUUGGCCAUUUUCUUUUAACAUUCCUGCUAAUAGAACGCCUGAAACAAAGUGCACCAGCUCGUAUUAUAAAUGUGUCUUCGUUGGCUCAUCAUAUGGGGAGGAUUCACUUCCAGAAUCUCCAGGGUGAAAAGUUCUACUUUCGGGGCCUGGCAUAUUGUCAUAGCAAAUUGGCCAAUAUUCUUUUUUCACGGGAAUUGGCUAGACAUCUACAAGGUACUGGUGUCACUGUAAAUGCUUUGCAUCCAGGUACAGUUUUUUCUGAACUUGUUCGUCACUCCUUUACACUAAAAGUUUUGUGGAACAUAUUUGCUAUCUUCGUGAAGACACCUUGGCAAGGAGCUCAGACCAGCAUAUAUUGUGCAGUGACAGAGGAACUGGAGACAGUCAGUGGAAAGUAUUUCAG
Thamnophis sirtalis is the source of this 938-nucleotide messenger RNA. The record is from RefSeq and is a predicted model, not a curated record. NCBI's taxonomy places the organism in Eukaryota, Metazoa, Chordata, Lepidosauria, Squamata, Natricidae.